This is a messenger RNA of Rosa rugosa (rugosa rose), 615 nucleotides long. Its product is annotated as agamous-like MADS-box protein AGL62. The coding region runs from base 1 to 615 and encodes 204 amino acids. Gene Ontology annotation, molecular function: protein dimerization activity; DNA-binding transcription factor activity, RNA polymerase II-specific; RNA polymerase II cis-regulatory region sequence-specific DNA binding. The record is from RefSeq and is a predicted model, not a curated record. Gene Ontology annotation, biological process: positive regulation of transcription by RNA polymerase II. Lineage: Eukaryota; Viridiplantae; Streptophyta; Magnoliopsida; Rosales; Rosaceae. The transcript has a single exon.
AUGAGAAAGAUAGAGAAUGAAACCAAUCUUCAGGUGACAUUCUCUAAACGCCGCACUGGUCUGUUCAAAAAGGCCAGCGAGCUGUGCACCCUUAGUGGUGCAGAGAUGGCCAUUGUAGUUUUCUCGCCGGGCAAAAAACCAUACUCUUUCGGCCACCCGAAUGUAGAAUCUAUCAUUGAGCGUUAUCUGUCAGGGUCUCAUCAGCCGCUCAACAACUCGAGCACAGCCCAAGCUGCCCGACUCAUUGAAGAAGCUAAUCGCAACGCGACGCUGAGUCGUCUCAAUGAAGAGUUAACUUUGCUUAAUGAAAUGCGCGACGAGGAGCUGAGGAAGGGCGAGGAGCUGCUGCUGAGGGAGAGGGCUGGCCAACAUUUGCAUUGGCGAGAAAAGCCAAAGGAGGAGUUGGAUACGCAACAACUGAUGUGGCUGAAGAUGGAGAUGCAGGAGCUGCAUCGCCGGGUAGCUCAGGAGACUCAGUUCAGGCAGCAGUUAGCUCUAUUUGAUACCACCGGUAACUUGAUGAAUGAGCAGCACUUCACAAACCCUAUGGCGCCAUUUUUUGCAGGGAUUCCUUCAACUUCAAGCCAAGGCGCGAUGAAUAACGAUGCUAAUUAG